Messenger RNA from Closterium sp. NIES-65, 981 nucleotides. The record is from the annotation of a GenBank genome assembly. NCBI's taxonomy places the organism in Eukaryota, Viridiplantae, Streptophyta, Zygnematophyceae, Desmidiales, Closteriaceae.
AUGCUGUCGUACCUGUUUCCUGACCUCGCCGCCUUUCCCACUUUCGCUGACCUCGUUACGCACCUUCGCACUAGUGACACCCGCUACCGCGCUGCGCUUCCUGCUGAGUUCUGCGCCAAGAACCCCCCCCCCCCCCCACCAAUGUACAUCACCCUCUACUACAUAGUCACCCGGCUCCCUGACUCCCUUCGCUCGGUCAGGGACCACUUCCUCUCUGUUUGCCCCACCACACUCACCGUUGACCUCCUCGAGGAGCGCCUCCUGGCAGCAGAGAAGAGUAUAGUCGUUGUAGGAGCCUCUCGUGGUGAUCCUCUUGCCCCCGUCUUUGAGGGGUGCUCCCCCUCCCCCCUUUUGCCCUCUAUUGCCUCUGCUGCUGCCGUCGACUUCGUUGGCACCGAGUCGGUCGGCGCUGCGUCUGCCCCUAGCGAGCGACGCCGCACCGGCAAGGGCAAGGGGGGCAAGGGCGCUGGAGGGGCUGGCGGGGGCGGUGGAGGUGGCGGUGGAGGAGGCGGAGGGAGUGGGGGUGGUGGUGGGAAUGGUGGCGGGGGUGGGGGCUUCAGUGGUGGCGGUGGCGGCGGAGGCGGCGGCGGCGGUGGCGGUGGGAGCGGAGGAGGAGGCGGUGGCGGUGGUGGCGGAGGUGGCGGCGGAGGAGGUGGAGCUAGUCUGGGUGGCUUUGCGCAGCGGGGCGGCUUCGGUGGUGGUCAGCGCCAGCAGCAGCAGCGCACUCGUGAGACCCCGCCCCCCCAGCAGCUUCGUGAGUGGUACGCUUCGCGUCAGCGCGGUUGGGGUACUGGUCCCUGCACCUACGUCCUGCGUACCGGCGACCGUAUGGUGUCUACUAGUGAUGAGGGUGACUGUUACCUGUGUGUUCCGCCAGACCUGGGCAUUGAGGCUGCUGCUCUAGGUGCUGGUGAGACUGCUGCUCUAGGUGCUAGUGCGUCUGCUGCCCCAGGUGCUGGUGAGUCUGCUCUCUCAGGAUAA